This is a messenger RNA of Anoplopoma fimbria (sablefish), 1299 nucleotides long. Its product is annotated as putative protein MSS51 homolog, mitochondrial. Bases 1 to 1299 code for a protein of 432 amino acids. NCBI's taxonomy places the organism in Eukaryota, Metazoa, Chordata, Actinopteri, Perciformes, Anoplopomatidae. The transcript is spliced from 6 exons. The record is from RefSeq and is a predicted model, not a curated record.
AUGACGUCCCAGAUCCAAGCACUCCAACAGCCUGACACUCCAAGGACCGACAGCGUCUUUUCUGUCCUGUCUGGGUUUUACUCUCUGGAAUCUGGUGUUCCUGGACUCUCCAAGGUGAUCCUCAACAAGCUCAACAUGAAGGACUACGGAGAAUACAGGGCUGCCGUUGAGGGAAAGGGCAAAGGAAUCUCGUUCCGCAACUACAAGGAGAUGUUCAAGAAGAUGGAGGAGACCUUCGAGUUUUGCACCAGCUGCAACAAACUCCCGGGGCAUCUCUCCGAGGGUCAGACCCUGAAACGCUGCGUGAAAUGCUUGAAUGUGUACUACUGCACCAAAGACUGUCAGAGAAAGGACUGGCCUCAGCAUAAAAAGGUCUGCAAGAUGCUGCACCUGGUGGCCAUUGACAGACUAGUGGAGUGGCUGAUGUUCACUGGAGACCUUCCGCUGCCCAUGGACAAGUGGUCCAAGCCAGCUGCUGAGGUCAAGAAUUGGGACGACUGGCUUCACAUGCAGGGGGACCUCACGUCACGUCUGGACGCCAUCUUGUCUGGUGCCAACAUGGCAACCCUUUGGAAGAACGCCAGCAGGCCAAGGCCGGAUGACUCUGACCUGCAACAGUCUUUGUGGCGGAUUCAGAGCGAGUUCCUCUCCAGGGUGCUCACAGUUGGGAUGGCCAUGCGACACUUUGGCCUUGACCCGCAUGCUAAACCGCUGACUAUUCACAUAGCAGGGGCGUCUCACAAUGAGACCAUGGGAGCCAGACUGACAGACUACGAUGAGCUGACCAACAUGUUACCCGAACACCAGGGCAUUGAGAUAGUCAUGGUGGGACCAGAGGUCGUGGACGGCCCCAUCGUGAGGCCACCUCUUACGGCGUUUGGCCCCAGGCAGAGAGUCUACAUCAGCGCCCACAAGGGCCUCUACCACCAGUUCUGGGAAGACGUGGUGGAGAAAGAGGAGGCAGCCAAGCCAGACCUGGUGGUUGGAUUUCAUCCUGGGUUCCACGCUAACCAGGGUCUGUUAGAAGGUUGGCUGCCCACGCUUCUGCUUCUCAGAGAUUAUAACAUCCCUUCAUUCUUCACUAUGUACAGCGAGAUGGAGCUCAAGUCCUCACUCCAGAUCCUGUUGGAGUUGGAGAUGCACAUCAGGGAGAGCGGGAGCAAUCCAUUUACCUCACAGAAACCAGAACAGGUCCAGUCUUGCCCAAACAAAACCCCAGUCUUCUGUAACUCUCAUUACGUCAGUUUCCAAGGAUUCCUGCCUCAAGAAGACUUAGAGGAGCCUGGGCUAGACAAUUAA